Drosophila persimilis is the source of this 1008-nucleotide messenger RNA. Its product is annotated as cathepsin L1. The record is from RefSeq and is a predicted model, not a curated record. Lineage: Eukaryota; Metazoa; Arthropoda; Insecta; Diptera; Drosophilidae. Gene Ontology annotation, molecular function: cysteine-type endopeptidase activity. Gene Ontology annotation, cellular component: lysosome. Bases 1 to 1008 code for a protein of 335 amino acids. The transcript is spliced from 5 exons.
AUGUGGAAAAUUUUAUUUUUAUAUGGUUUCAGUACUUUAUCAAAUCUUAACGCUAAUUACCUUGAAAAUGAAUCUACUUUAGACAUUAAUAAUGAAUUCGAACAAUUUAAGAAGAUAAAUAAUAAGACGUACAGUCGUAAUUUUGAUGAAACACGUAGUCUAAAAGCAUUUGAAGUAAACUAUAAAAUAAUAAAAGACCAUAAUAAAAAUUAUCAGGACGGUCAGACUACAUUCAGGUUAGCAACAAAUAUUAUGGCUGACAUGAGUACAGAGGGUUAUUUAAAAAAUUUUCUACGUUUAUUGAAAAGUCAAUCAAACGUGGCCGACGAUAAUAUUGCUGAAAUAGUUGGAUCGUCACAAAUGACUAACAUCCCCGAAAGUCUGGAUUGGCGGAGAAAAGGGUUCACGACCCCAUCACAGAAUCAACAAAGCUGUGGCUCAUGCUACGCUUUCAGUAUUGCUGAAAGCAUUGAAGGACAGAUUUUUAAACGCACAGGAAAAAUAUUGAGCUUAAGCGAACAACAAAUUGUAGACUGCAGUGUGUCUCAUGGAAAUCAAGGAUGCACUGGAGGAUCUUUACGGAACACUUUAAAAUACUUACAGAGCACAGGCGGUAUAAUGAGAUCGGAUGAUUACAAAUACGUUUCAAAGAAAGGGAAAUGCCAGUUUGUAAGGGACCUUUCCGUCGUUAAUAUUACUUCUUGGGCUAUACUACCAGUUAAUAAUGAACAGGCAAUUCAAGCUGCUGUGGCACAUAUCGGUCCUAUUGCUGUUUCAAUAAAUGCCACUCCAAGGACAUUUCAAUUAUAUAGUGACGGCAUUUAUGACGACGCUUCAUGUGUGUCCACAUCUGUAAAUCACGCAAUGUUGGUAAUUGGAUUCGGAAAGGAUUUUUGGAUAUUAAAGAACUGGUGGGGCGACCGUUGGGGAGAAUCUGGCUACAUGAGAUUGAAGAAAGGCAUAAAUUUAUGUGGAAUUGCGAAUUACGCUGCGUAUGCAAUUGUGUGA